AUGUACUACGACCCGCUGGUGGCCCUCGCCAACCUCUCCCCCGUGGAAAAGCUGAGCGAAGAAACGUCCAAAAAAAAGUCCAGGUGGGGGAACAGCUCAGCAAGUACCAACGUAGAAAACAAAGUAGUGCCAAGCAAAUGGGGACCAGAAGAAACCAAGCCGUACUUACCUCUCCCCUUUGUGGACUUACCACCAGGGUUAACUCCCUCCCAACUGGACCAGUUUCUUCGCGAACAGAGAUACGAUGAAUUGACGAAGAAACUAAAUAAAGGGGAGCUAGAAUAUGUGGAUCCAGAUAUUCGACCACCAUCUCCACCUCCUAUUUACGAUAAAAAUGGAAGUAGAAUAAAUACAAGAGAAGCGAGGGUAAGGAAUUGCAUGAUCGAGGAAUACCACAGGUUGGUAGAGUACCUUCUAAAACAUGUGGAUGGGUUCGUAGCCCCCCCAAAUUAUAAACCAAUUAAAAAAGUAAGAAAAAUUGAAAUACCAAUUGAUAAAUAUCCUGAAUACAAUUUUAUGGGAUUAAUUAUUGGCCCCCGAGGGUGCAACCAUAAAAGGUUAGAAGCAGAAAGUGGUGCACAAAUAAGUAUCCGUGGUAAGGGUACCCUCAAAGAAGGAAAAAAAACGGAUCACCAAACAGAAAUUGAAGCUAAUAUGCCUAAGCAUGUGCACAUAUCUGCAGACAAUGAAGAAUGUGUGGAGAAGGCCGUCAGUUUAAUUACCCCCUUAUUGGAUCCCUUCCACCCACUACACGAUGAAUAUAAAAAGAAGGGACUAGAACAACUGGCACUUGUGAAUGGUAUUAACAUAAAUCAGUUAGAGGUACAACGAUGUUCCAUGUGUAACUCCUCCUCGCACAUGACUUUCGAGUGUCCAGAAAAUAUGAAUCUCCAAAAUUUCAAAAAACCAGAAAUUAAGUGUACCCUCUGUGGGGACCAUGGGCACAUAACACUUGACUGCAAAUUGGCAAAGCAAAAUAAUAGCAACAUGGAUUUUGACCCCUCCUCUGAUAAUGGCACGGUUGGAAAUAUCCCAGCACCUCCUUCCACCGCGCCACCACCACCAUAUGAUAAACCCAGAGGGAUCAACCCCUAUGGACAACCAUCCAGGACGGAAAAAAUAAAAAUCGACUUGGAAUACCAAAAAAUGAUGAACGAACUGAAUCCAGAUAAAGAAAACGGAGACCACUCCAUCGAUAAGGAUAUCACCAAAAGUGGAAAUGAAAAUAUCUAUGCUACGGGAGCCAAUGCAACGGGUGACUUUCCUCCCCCAGGAGGCAGCCACACUUCGUUAGGCGAUAUGCAUAUGGAUUCAUUUAGCAACCCUACACCUAAUUACGCUGAUCUGAGCACCAUCUUUCCAGGCACCAUCGGAAGCGGAAAAGGUCCCCGAGGGGGCAGAGGUGGAAAGGGUAGUAAAAGUAACAAAAAUUUUAAUAACGGGAUUAUGCCUCCUCCAAUGAAUAGCAAAAAUAAAAACAACCCAAAUCUUAUCCCCCUGGGGCAGAAUGGCAAUGCUUUUGCAGAUGACCUAAUGAGUGCAAGUACAUCAUCCAACUUUUACGACUCACACUUCAAAAGUGGGAGAAGCAAUUCUCAAAAAAAUUCUAACAAAAAUUUUAAUACAUCAGGUUCGAAUUACCAAAAUGCGAAUAAUAUUCCUUUAAAUGGUGCCCUCCCCAUGUUACCCAAUUUUUUUAAUUUUCCUUUUAUGAAUAACGGUAUGGUACCAGGUGGUUCUGUGCCCUUCCCCGGUGGGCAGCAGAUGCCUCCUGGCCAGCAGCUACCCAUGGACCCACUCUACAUGCAGGGCUUUCCGGGUUGGCCGCAAAUGCCCAUGGGCUACCCGGAAGAUAUGCUAGCGCACGCAGCUGCACCUGACACGAAUCCGCCCCCCUUGCCAUCGGAAGGUGUAAACAAUGAGGACAGCGCAAAUGUUACCGGAGCCAUCUUCGUGGUCUGUUUUGCAGUGUGA
This is a messenger RNA of Plasmodium coatneyi, 1974 nucleotides long. RefSeq lists its product as uncharacterized. The transcript has 3 exons. The coding region runs from base 1 to 1974 and encodes 657 amino acids. The record is from RefSeq and is a predicted model, not a curated record. Gene Ontology annotation, molecular function: mRNA binding; zinc ion binding. Gene Ontology annotation, cellular component: nucleus. Gene Ontology annotation, biological process: regulation of mRNA splicing, via spliceosome. NCBI's taxonomy places the organism in Eukaryota, Apicomplexa, Aconoidasida, Haemosporida, Plasmodiidae.